AUGAAGGUCCUUAAAAACAUUCCACUGAUAGUUCUUCUGGUGUAUUUCAGCCUCAGUGAAGGGCUCCAGAGAGCACCCAAAAUCACAACAUUGCUCGAGACAGUGGACGUCUCUCUGGAUCAUAACGCAACUUUCAUCUGUGAGGUUGAUUCAUACCCUCAAGCUGAUAUUACAUGGACGCGGAAUAACUACCCAAUACGGUAUUACGAUUCCAGAUACAUUAUACAAGAAAAUGGCCAAAUGCUGAUCAUUCCCAAUGUAAAGGAUUCAGACAAUGGAGAAUACUGUUGCGUUGUAAGCAAUGGGAUUGGAGAACCGGCCAAGAGCUGUGGAGCUUUACAGCUGAAAAUGAAGCCUCAAAUCAAAAGACAUCCUACUAACAUGACAUUGAUUGUAGAGUCCAAAGCAGUGUUGCCAUGUUUAACAAUAGGAUAUCCAAAACCCGGUAUAUCCUGGAUUAAAGAAGAUGAUUUGAUAAAGGUUAAUAGUCGUAUAUCAGUUUUGGAAUCUGGUUCCCUAAAAAUUAACAACAUCAAGAAAGAGGACGCUGGACAGUAUCGCUGUGUGGCCAGGAACAGUUUUGGAAUCGUGUACUCCAAACCAGUCACUAUUGAAGUGCAAGCUCCUGCCAAGAUACUGAAAGUUCCCAAGGAGAAGAAAGUUCAGAUCGGAUCAGAGGUUACGCUGGAGUGUAAUGCCACUGGCAACCCUAUCCCAUCCAUAACUUGGCUUGAGAACGGCAAUACGAUUUCUGGCGCGUCAGUGGAGGAGACGCUGGUGGAUGAAGUCAUCGUGUCUGUUCUGCGCGUGGUGGUUCAUAAACCCGCUCUCUACACCUGUCAGGCUACUAACCAGCACAGCGGAGGAGCCAACACCGUCAAAGCCACGGCUAAAAUAACUGUCUCAGAAUGGAGACUGUACAAAGGCAGCGCAGGCUACUGCAGCACAUACAGAGGCGACGUGUGUCGGAACGAGCUCCGUCAGGACAUGCUGGUAUUUUUUAACUAUUCUCUUCCGAACCCGGAGGACGCUCAGGAGUACCUGGCACAGAGCGCAUGGGGGGAGCUGGACGGGGUGAGCUCAUUCUGCAGGCCCGCCGCCAGAUCACUGCUCUGCCACGCCACCUUCCAGGACUGCAACCCGUCUGGACUCGGACCAGCACCAAAACCCAUCUGCAGGGAGCACUGUCUGGCUGUGAAAGAGCUGUACUGUUAUAAGGAGUGGCGCUCUGCUGAGGAACGAUCUCUUAGAGGGUUCCAACAUAGCAUCACUCUCCCAGAAUGCACCUCUCUACCCAGCCAACAAGCAGACCCAUCCUCAUGCACAGCGGUUCCUUACGUUGAUCUCAAUAAAGACCAAGUUACAACAACAUGUUACAGUGACAAAGGAAGGUUUUACCAAGGAACUCACAACAUGACAGCAUCUUCCAUUCCCUGUCAGCGAUGGAACCAGCAGGAUCCCCAUCAACAUAGACUCUCUGUAGAUGUGAUUCCUGAGUUGCGAAAUGCAGAAAACUACUGUCGUAACCCAGGAGGAGAGAGUGACAGGCCAUGGUGCUACACCACAAACUCUAAUGUACGCUGGGAGUACUGUCUGGUGCCCAAAUGUGGAGAAGUUAUGAGUGUGAAGACUGCACCCUCCAUUACAAAACCAGUCCAGAUUUACCCGCCUCCUCCUGUGUCUACAGCCUACUCAAUGAGCGUUAUCAUCUUCGUCAUUUCUGGCUUCGCUGGGGCGGCCUUCUUUACCAUUCUCAUCCUCAUGUGCCAUAGGCGAAAGAAAAUGUGGCAAAAGAGGAAAAGUAGAGUGCUGGAGACGCCUACUCUGACUACACUCCCCUCAGAGCUCUUGCUGGACCGACUUCAUCCCAACCCCAUGUACCAACGACUGCCUCUCCUUCUCAACUCUAAGCUCCUCAGUCUCGAAUAUCCACGCAACAACAUUGAAUAUGUCCGUGAUAUUGGAGAGGGGGCCUUCGGUAGGGUGUUUCAGGCAAGAGCCCCUGGUCUUUUGCCAAUGGAGCCGUUCACCAUGGUGGCAGUGAAGAUGUUGAAGGAGGAAGCUUCGGCUGAUAUGCAGAAUGACUUUCAAAGAGAAGCUGCACUUAUGGCUGAGUUUGAUCACCCCAACAUUGUCCGUCUCCUAGGAGUCUGUGCGGUGGGGAAGCCCAUGUGUCUCAUGUUUGAAUACAUGGCCUAUGGGGACUUGAACGAAUUCCUGCGACGGCGCUCUUCAACCCAGCAGCCCAGUCUAAGUCGGGAUACCUUGACUUGCAGCAGUCUGGUGUCAGAACCUGAGCGUUACCCACCCCUCAGCUGCCUGGAGCAGCUCUCCAUUUCCAAGCAGGUGGCGGCAGGAAUGGCGUACUUGUCGGAACGCAAGUUUGUGCACCGUGACCUAGCUACCCGCAACUGUUUGGUUGCCGAAAACCUGGUUGUGAAAAUUGCGGAUUUUGGUCUCUCACGCAACAUCUAUGCUGCAGAUUAUUACAAAGCCAGUGAAAACGAUGCCAUCCCAAUUCGCUGGAUGCCACCCGAAUCUAUCUUCUACAACCGCUACACCAGCGAGUCAGAUGUGUGGGCUUAUGGUGUGGUAUUAUGGGAAAUCUUCUCAUAUGGCAUGCAGCCAUACUAUGGCAUGGCCCAUGAGGAGGUCAUCUACUAUGUAAGGGAUGGAAAUGUGCUCGUCUGUCCAGAGAACUGUCCACAGGAGUUGUAUAAUCUCAUGCGUUUGUGUUGGAGCACUCAUCCCACUGACCGGCCUAGUUUCGCAAGCAUUCACCGCAUCCUGGAAAGAAUGCAUGACCAGAUGCUCCAAUCUGGCCUUUCUUGAGGAUCUCUAAAAAUGCAAUUCAAAGAACCGAAAAGCUCCAAUCUUAAAGGAACUCGUUAAAAUCCCAAAGAGCCCUGAGGGGUCUUAAAGAAGGAUAAAACAUUUUUAGGUAUCCACAAGAGCUGAAGACAACCCAGCAACAUUUUAAGUGCCCAUAUACUCAAGAAACCAGAGGAACAUUGAGGAAUGAGUAAGAAGCCUGAAAUGAUUGAAAAGGCUCUCACACCUUGAGGAAUAUUGAUCCCUUAAACUCUUUGAAGACGAGUUUGCUCGCAUCUGUUCAAAGGAUCCCGUUUGAUUUCUUUCAAUGAGACAGAUGUAUGGCAGACAUCAGAUGAGUGCUAGUCAAGGUUUGAGGUGAUUCAUAUUAACAGGAUCACCAGUAAUGAAGUUUAAUGUACAAUCACUGCAAUAAUCUAGACUGAAAUCUCUGCAAGCAGAGACAUACAGUAUAAAUGCCUGAUAUUUGUACUUUUCAUCGCUUUUAUAUCUAUUUUGAGUAAAAAUCCGAGAGUAUUAUGCAUCUGUUAGUAACAUUCUUUAAUAAAGUUCAUUCAAUAACAUGCUAUAGUGCUUAAAGCUGAACAAUGUUGUCAUUGAUUAAUUUAGAUUUAAAACAUUUAAAUAGAAUAGCUUAUUCCAAAGUGGCACAUCAUCACUUUACUUUAUGUUGUAACUAAGCAGUUUUGUUAAUUUCUCAUUAAUUGAUAUUCCAGGAUACUAUCUUUCUCUGUGUGUUCUCGGUUAUAUUUUUGAGUGAAACACUGUAUCAGAAAAUAUUGUAGAGAAGUUUAUGUAGAAUAUUUUUGAACGAUUUCUUAAGAUCAUAUCUCAUAAUUCAUAAACAAAACUGAAUGUGUAUGAACUAUAUGCGUUUUAUCAUAAAUUGAGAUGAAGACAUCUGCUUAAUUUUAGCUUUUAACAAUUAAUCUGUUUGAUGGUCCCAUAUACACUACCAGCCAACAAACAAUAAAACCUAUUAAAAUGAAGUAGUCACCCCUUUGUCUAGAUUAUAACACUGCUUACACUUAAAGCCCUUUACAUACUGGUGCAUUCUGGGAUACUUUAUAAACAGUAUUAUAUGAGUGUCCAUGUGUACCUAACACUUUACUUCAUCUGAUACAACUCACCCAUUUCAUUUUCAGUUCAAUUCAGUUCAGCAUGUCCGAACUUCUGACAGGUAUUUAAAAUCUCAAAAAAAAAAAAAAAAAAAAAGCUUUGGGAAUCUGCUAUUAUACACGCAUAGCAUGACCUAUUUUUUUUGUGCUAUUAUGUCAUUAUUGUAUGAUUACACAAUUUUAGACCAACUAUGUUAAUAAAGUGGUUAAAUUAGUUAUAUGAA
Messenger RNA from Carassius auratus (goldfish), 4174 nucleotides. RefSeq names its product muscle, skeletal, receptor tyrosine kinase (gene musk). Gene Ontology annotation, biological process: multicellular organism development; protein phosphorylation; positive regulation of kinase activity. Gene Ontology annotation, cellular component: signaling receptor complex; plasma membrane. Gene Ontology annotation, molecular function: transmembrane receptor protein tyrosine kinase activity; ATP binding; Wnt-protein binding. The record is from RefSeq and is a predicted model, not a curated record. Bases 1 to 2832 code for a protein of 943 amino acids. NCBI's taxonomy places the organism in Eukaryota, Metazoa, Chordata, Actinopteri, Cypriniformes, Cyprinidae. The transcript has 17 exons.